UCCUCGGCAAAGGCCUGAAGAAGGCAACCCACAUACAUUCUUGCUUCUUCAUCUAGAUAGUUUUUUAUCUCCUUUGUCCAUGGCUUUAGGCGUUUAACUUUGGUCUUGUCAUGUUAUGGUCUUAAUAUUCAUUAUAGUUGUAUUUGUCAAUUUUUGAGGCCAUUGUGAGAGUUUCUUUGAAGAGAUAUGUGGAAUGGCUAAAAUAACUUCAUCAACUAAUUCUUAAAUGGCUAAAGUUAUUUCUUUUCCGGGGACAAAUAUUUGUUUGAGUAAACUGAUUGGAAUCUAAGAAUUCCCUCUGGUAUUCUAAACUUCAAGAUGGUAUUUACAGUAAAUGAUAUCUUAUUUUUCUUACGGUCUUGAAGUAAUCUAAUGUUUGCAUAUUUGGCUCUCUUAAAUAAUUAGUUAUGUUGGUCUACUGUUAUGUAUCAUGUUUUUCUUCUUAAGUUAUGAACCUAGUUAUCUGUCAGCUUACUAAAGAUUGUAUCAACAUUAUUUGUUUCUUCCCCCAGAUGUCAGGUAAUACAGGAUCUAAACAAGCUGGGCAAACUAAUGGUAAAGGAGAAAAAUUUCGUAAAAGGAAGACACACACAAUAGAGCCUCAAGCAGCUCAAAUGCCUUGCGUAAUCCCAUCACAAUCCCUCCUAUCUCAAACUAGUUUACUUCAUGUACAUGAGACUUUCUUGCCUCAACCUACUCCUGAAGUCAAUCUGCCUCAACCAAGUAUUAGAGCCAAUCGACCCCAACCUCAUAACACUGUGUCUCAGCCUCAAUCUAAUCAGUCGCAACCUAUAAAUACAGUCACUCAACCGCAUAUGUCUUCACCAACCAAUGUGACUCCAGCCACCUCGUGUAGUGCGGUAGGCGGUGGCAAUGAUAAUGGCAAUGAUGAUGGUCGAAUGUGGAUUGUACCUGAAGAAGAUGGGUUUGAUCCUCAUAAGCCAGUUAUUGAAGGCAUUGCUAGUUGCAUUCGUAGUAAAUUUGAGCUGGCUAAACCUUCUUGGAAAAAAUUCCCACAAUCUACCCGGGAUAUGUGGUUUGAUGAAUUCAAGAAGAAAUUUAGAUGGCUCCCUCACUAUAAUGAUGUUAUAUGACGCAAUUUUGAGAAAAAGGGCAUCUUCAAGAAUGACCCAACUUUUCCAAGAUGUUAGAAAGGACUUGUGUGUGAAGCCAAAUUGGAUGGGUGAUGCUGUAUUCAAGGAGAUGAAUAAGCAUUGGGAGUCUCCUCAAUUUAAGUUAAAGUCGGAACAAAACAAAAAGAAUCGCGAUGCAAAUGCAGGUGCCUCGGGUCAUACAGGUGGUUGUAUACCUCAUCGCGUGAUUUGGAAGAGAUUGAAGGAAGCUAGUGAAAAAGAUUUCAGAAUUUUAUUUUCGCACUCAUCGAAAAGAGAAAGAUAAAAGUUGGGUAAAUGAGAAAGUUGAAGCUGCUUAUAAUAAUUUUGAAAAAAAAAGAAGAAUUAUUAGCUUCCCAAAGUGCAUAUGUUGAUGGAGAAACUAAUUUAGCUAGCGAGCAAUCUC
This is a messenger RNA of Nicotiana tabacum (common tobacco), 1518 nucleotides long. Lineage: Eukaryota; Viridiplantae; Streptophyta; Magnoliopsida; Solanales; Solanaceae. The record is from RefSeq and is a predicted model, not a curated record.